Molecule: messenger RNA, 1281 nt
Organism: Vespula vulgaris
Lineage: Eukaryota; Metazoa; Arthropoda; Insecta; Hymenoptera; Vespidae
Product: zinc finger Y-chromosomal protein-like
Exons: 5
Coding region: 1-1281 (426 amino acids)
Biological process (GO): regulation of transcription by RNA polymerase II
Cellular component (GO): chromosome
Molecular function (GO): chromatin insulator sequence binding
Source: RefSeq, a predicted model, not a curated record
AUGACCAGACAUUUGAAAUUCGAGUGCGGUCAGGAACCGCGUUUCCAAUGUCCCUACUGUGAAUUUCGUAGUAAGCAAACAUCCAACGUGACCUCUCACAUAAGGAAUAAACAUGUAGGUCAAAGAGCUUACGUAGUGGAUCUUAAGUACGAUCUCCUAAUGAUGGACUCGUUCAUGAGCUUCGUAAGUCCAACAAGUGGUAAUAACGACGUGCCGACUACUACGGAACAAUUGCAGCACAAUCAGCUACCCCAAAAAUUACUCUACUAUUGUCCCAAGUGCCUCCAUGGUUUCACGUUGAAGAUGGAACGUUCUCUACGUUUGCUUUAUGGAAAUUAUGGUCCGACGAACGUUCAUGGGAAUAAUCAUCGUGACAAUAGGAAAGCUGAUGUUAACGUCGAAAAUCCAGUACGAGUAACUAGUACGAGACGUUGUCGUGAUAUCAAGAGGAAUAAUCAUGUCUGUCCUAAAUGUGGGAAUGGUUAUACAGUGAUAAAAAGCUUAAAACGUCACCUACGUUACGAGUGUGGUCUUGCACCACGUUUUAAAUGUCCAUACUGCGGUACACGAAGUAAACAAAGAGCUCAUGUUAACGAACACAUACGUAGGAAGCAUACUGGACAACAUACGAAGAGGAUCAAGGUCGAGGACGACUUGAAAAACUUGUGCGCGGUCGUGAUGGAGGACUCUAAGGAUUUCGAUUGCGAGGAGGAGAAGCCAUUGGUCGCUAGUAGACGAAGAAGUUCAUCUUUGCGUGAUGUGAACAGACACACGUGUUCAAAGUGUUCGAAAAGUUACAUUCAUGCAUGGCAUCUCAAAAGACAUACCAAAUUCGAAUGUGGUCAGGAACCGAAAAUACAAUGUCCUUAUUGUGCCGCUAGGAUGAAACAACGUGGACACGUUUAUAGACACAUUAGGCAAUGUCAUCGUGGACAAAGUUCAUACAUGAUCGUUGACGAUCAGGAUAGAAGAACGGAGGAAGAAAAUGAAGAUGAAGGUCGACGUAGAAUAAAUAGUGAUAGAGACAUAUAUGAAAUAUUUUGUCCGAAAUGUUUCAAGAGCUUUCAGUUCACUCAAGAUUUACGAUUACACAUGAUCACAGUUUGUGGAUUUCAAGCGAAAAGAAUGUGUCCUUAUUGCGAGAGAACCAUGAAUGGUAUCGAACAAAUUCAUGAACACAUUAGAAACGUUCAUCCAAGUCAUCGUAUCGCUGUAUUGGAGAUGAUGACUUCUCCGUGUUUAGAAAUAACUUUGGAAGAAGAGGAUUCAUCAAGACGUUAA